ACUGUUCCUCCAUCCAUGCCAACCUCUCUUUCUUCCUCUCAAGGACGUGUUCCGGGCCCCUUCAGCGUCUCCUACGCAGCAGCUAAGUUCGCCGUGGAAGGGUUCUUCACUUCGCUGCGCACCGAGUUGCGCCUGCGGAACAUGGACCUGCCCAUCACUGUGGCUGUGCUGGGCUACAUCGACACGGAAAUGGCCGUGAAGUCCGUGGGAAACAAAAUCACGCAGAAGCCGAGCCCCAAGGAAGAGUGUGCCCAGCGGAUUGUGAGGGGCGGAGUGUUGCGUUACCGUGAGGUCUUUUAUCCUUACUGGGCCCUGAAGCCCACCCUGAUCUACCGAGAGCUGCUGCCAGACCUCAUGGACCAAGUCAUAGGCUACGGCUACAGACUGGAGAACAUCCUCUAAAACUUAAAAGGACCACCCAGCAUCGCCAUCCGUGUCUCCCAAAAGAUCGGGACUGCUCGCUAGUUACACCCGCAGCGUUUGUGCCGAAUGCGAGAGGAAACGAAAGUCUCCUCUACCCUAGCAGAGGAGAGCCAGGGACAAAAUGGCGCCAUUUCCUUCUUCUUCCCUCAGCUCACUCUGUGUAGAACCCAGCAGUAAAUCAAACUCUUCUCAGGGUGCCCAAUUUUUCAAGACCCGUGUUGGGGAAUCUGGAACCAAAUACUUACUGAACCUACAGACUGUGAUCAUGGCAGAGAUAAGAGCUGGGACCCAUAGUAUGUAUUUAGUAAAGGAAGUCACACCAUGGUGAAAACGGUGCAACAUCCCGUUAGUAACCCUGAUUAACAGGAAAAAAAGGAAAACAAGACCCCCUCAUGCCUUUUUAGCCUCCAGCCUAUCACGGAUAUCAUGAUUAAUACAGAGCCGCAUGGCGUAUUUCCUGAGAGUCCAGUCCCUCCACAAGGCGAAUCUCUCAAUGCAGCACACCCACGUAACGCAAAAGUUGGAUUCAUACAAUACAUCAAACCGCAACGUAGCCGAUCCCUGUUGAACACCGAGGGUGCAAACCCAUCUCAUGUACUCAGUUAGGGGAACGCGGUGCUGGACAAGCCCAGAAAACUGAAUUGUUCAUGUAAUGUUCACUAAAUCAAAAUUAUCCUGAGCUGCACAAAUUGUUUUAUUUUUGAUGACAAAGGCAACAGAAGCAUCUUGUACUGCUAUCCUCAUACUCAUCAAUCGCUAGAUUUGCAGCCCAGAAUGGCUGGUGUGAGGGUCAGAUUCACUCUGCAAGGGCCAAGGGUGAUCUCGGCCGACAGCACCUGGCCCUAGAAGUCACGGAAGCAAAAUCUUUCUCCACUUAAGUAAUGUAAAGUUUUCAUAAAAUUGCAGAAUGUCAGGGUCGUUUUUGGGCACGUCUGCAAUUAAAACACAGUCUGGAA
Notechis scutatus (mainland tiger snake) is the source of this 1379-nucleotide messenger RNA. NCBI's taxonomy places the organism in Eukaryota, Metazoa, Chordata, Lepidosauria, Squamata, Elapidae. The record is from RefSeq and is a predicted model, not a curated record.